AUGUCGAAGCUGACGAUAAGCGAGAACUUGAUAGCCAGCGGGAUUGCGGUGGUCGGUGCCACGGUGGUCACACAUCCCAUCGACGUCGUGAAGGUGCAGCUCCAGCUCUCGGCCAAAGAUGCCCAGGCGGACUCCUUCAGCAUCCGGCGCUUCGUGAGCUUCUGGGGGAAGUUCCAGUCCAGGGUGGGCCUGCCAGGCCUCUUCUCGGGCGUGCGAGCCGCGGGCCUGCGGGCGGCCACCUACGGCUCUGUCCGCAUCGGCCUCUGUGAGCCACUGCAGCAAGCAGCGGGCAACAAGACCCAGGGCGCCUUGGCUGCUGGCGUGCUGGCGACGGUGGUCGGGAACCCUUUCGAAGUCUUAAAAGUGCGCCUCCAAGCGCGGCCGGGUGCAGUUGGAGAGCUGCAGCUUCUUCGAAGCAUGUUGCAGGAGGACCUUGUUGAAGGCAUCGCAGCCUUCGGGAGAGGCUUCGGCUGGGCGGCAGCACGAUCUGCGCUGUUGACGGCAAGCCAAGUCGUGCCAUACGAAGCUCGCCAGCAACCGUGUCACCAGCUUGCCCAUGUGAAGUAG
This is a messenger RNA of Symbiodinium necroappetens, 567 nucleotides long. The record is from the annotation of a GenBank genome assembly. NCBI's taxonomy places the organism in Eukaryota, Dinophyceae, Suessiales, Symbiodiniaceae.